Messenger RNA from Drosophila arizonae, 1319 nucleotides. RefSeq names its product evolutionarily conserved signaling intermediate in Toll pathway, mitochondrial (gene ECSIT). The record is from RefSeq and is a predicted model, not a curated record. Gene Ontology annotation, cellular component: mitochondrion. Lineage: Eukaryota; Metazoa; Arthropoda; Insecta; Diptera; Drosophilidae. Gene Ontology annotation, biological process: cell surface receptor protein serine/threonine kinase signaling pathway; innate immune response.
UAAGAAAAACAUUUGUUUUAAAUAAAAAUGAUUCGCAAAUUGCAUUGCAUACUGCGACUAAACAGCACAAUUACUCAAAGCAUAUAUAGACAGCGGGCCCCAACGGUCCAUUGCAGAAAUUAUGCAACGGAUGAAGCAAAUGCGAAUCAUAAAAAUGACAGCUCCAAUACGAAAAGAGGAGGAGCUGCCGGCUCGUCGAAAAACCUGCCCAGCAUACGAAAUCCCUUUGCAGCCGCUCACGAGAAGACCAAAAACUCCUAUCUGACAAUGGUGGAAAUCUUUGAAGAACGCGAUGUGCACCGGCGCAACCAUGUAGAGUUUAUCUACGCCGCAUUGAAGCACAUGCCCGACUUUGGAGUCGAGCACGAUCUGGAAGUCUACAAGGCGUUGAUAAAUGUUAUGCCUAAGGGAAAGUUCAUACCAACCAAUCUGUUUCAGGCCGAGUUCAUGCAUUAUCCGAAACAGCAGCAAUGUAUUAUCGACCUGCUCGAGCAGAUGGAGGACUACGGCGUCAUGCCCGACUACGAGAUGGAGGCAAUGCUGUUGAAUGUGUUCGGCAACAAGGGACAUCCGUUGCGUAAAUACUGGCGCAUGAUGUACUGGAUGCCCAAGUUCAAGAAUUUGUCACCCUGGCCCCUACCUGAUCCCGUGCCCGACGAUACGCUGGAAAUUGCGAAGCUGGCUGUGGAGCGCAUGUGCACAGUGGAUCUACGUUCGAAAAUCGAUGUGUUUGAGACAAGCGAGAUCAAGGACUCGUUGGAUGACACAUGGAUUGUGAGUGGCAUGAGCCCCGAACAGUCUAAGCUGCUGCGUGAGCACUCCCGCCAGAAGGCGCUCUAUAUUGAGGGGCCGUUCAACAUAUGGAUACGAAAUCGACGCAUCAAUUAUUUUACAUUGCGCGCCGAUGCGGACCCAGAGUUCCUUGCGCAAUUGGACAAAGCCCAGGUGGAUGAAGAUGAUGUGACCCAGAUUGGUGUGCCGCUCUUUGGACGUGCGCCACCACGUCGCCACAAUCAGUUGGGCAAAGUUCGCUCGGUACAUCAGCAGGACGAUGGAACUAUAUUCGCCAUCUGCGCCACGGGGACCUCCACCAAGGACUCGCUGCUCUCAUGGAUUCGCCUGCUGGAGGCACAUGGCAAUGCGUCGCUGGGCGAAAUACCCGUACUCUUUAGAUUCACAUCCACUGUGCCCGCCAAGGCCGAGCAAAUCGAGGGCCCCUCCAACCUGCCAGCACACUCCAGUGAUACAAGUAGCAAUAAGGAGCAGCCGGACAGUAGACCGUAGUGAGUUCACUAAAAUAAAAUAAAAUUGCCGAGCAA